CGGGCACGUUCAGUGCGCACGAUGGGAAAAGUGAUGGAAAGCAACCUUUUCCAUGAUGGCCGAGGUUGCGACGAGAGUCUCGUGAAUUUUCUGUAAUAUAUCAGGAUUUUGUGUAUUAGAAUGACCAUGAUUUCCAAAACCGCAGUCGGCAUUGCUGUUGGAAUCGCCGGGAUUUUUGUUGGCUACUGUUUCUACUUUGACCAAAAGCGCCGCAAUGAUCCCGAUUUCAAAAAGAAGCUCCGCGAACGUAGAAAGGCUAAGAAACAAGCUCAGAAAGCUUCCUCGAAGAUGCCAGAUUUGAGGGAUCAUGAAUUGGUGCAGAAAUUCUUUCUGCAAGAGGUUCAACUUGGGGAGGAAUUGCUGGCUUGUGGUGAAAUAGAUGGCGGAGUUGAGCAUUUGGCUAAUGCAGUAGCAGUCUGUGGACAGCCAGCCCAGUUGCUGACGGUUCUCCAGAAGACUCUACCACCACCAAUUUUCCAGAUUCUGGUGCAGCGACUACCCGUUGUUGGCCAGAAAAUAGUAUCGCAAACCCAAAUGGCAGAGGAAGAUGUUGAGUAGAGGAAUAUAAAAUUUUGUUGACAAUACUUAAAUAAAAUCUGAAAUUAGCAAA
This is a messenger RNA of Mycetomoellerius zeteki, 610 nucleotides long. It is a transcript of the gene Tom20, whose product is annotated as translocase of outer membrane 20. Gene Ontology annotation, cellular component: mitochondrial outer membrane translocase complex. Gene Ontology annotation, biological process: tRNA import into mitochondrion; protein import into mitochondrial matrix; protein targeting. The transcript is spliced from 4 exons. The coding region runs from base 121 to 558 and encodes 145 amino acids. Gene Ontology annotation, molecular function: transmembrane protein transporter activity. Lineage: Eukaryota; Metazoa; Arthropoda; Insecta; Hymenoptera; Formicidae. The record is from RefSeq and is a predicted model, not a curated record.